GACCCACGGACGUAACGUAGACACUGCUAGCAGUGUUUGAAGAUGGCCCUGAACUAUGUGACCAUCUCCGCCAGCGAUCAAGGGAUCAGGGUGACCCACCGCACUAACCACGGCGAUCUCGGCCAGUCAGCUUUAGCGUUGGCGAUGGUCGCUGGAGACAGCUUCCUCGUUGGCAGGCCUGAGCGGCUUUAUCCCGGAACUCGGCCGGCGGUGCGACUGAGCGUUCAGACCGAGGCCCGUCGAAUGCCUGGUGGCCAGAAUCCGACCCGUCCUAUAAGGGGAAGAGAACUAGAGGGUGGGAGACGAAUUGGCCCAAGCGGAUUCUCACUUUAUCUAAUCCCUAGAGUCGACUCAGUCUGUUAAGUGUGCUGCAGCAGCAUCUGAUUGCAUUUGGAAGGGUCUCAACUCGAAUUUCAGCUUAAAACGAAUGCCCCGACCCCCCGACUUAGCUUGUGAACAGGGCUGCUGUAAAGUCACUUGGUGUAACUGUAGUUUUAUUUUUAGAACGAUAUAUUUUUACUUUAAUAUGAAAAUAUGUAUGUAAGCGGUUGUAAUACAACCUAACUCAAAGGAAAACUUUACUCUUAAUCUCAGUGUAUCUAGAGUGAUAGCUCAGGGAGGAUAUAGAAAGGAUUUUCUUUUUAGCUGGGCAACAAUUCUUUAAUUCAUCUUUUGUUCACCCCUUUCCCUCUCUAGUGAUUCCCUUUCUUAGAAACUUGUAAUUAGAGCUUCCUUCCAUAGCUGCCUUCCUCUUUACCUCAGACUCUUCCUUGUAACUUGUAUUGGUGAAAAAAGACAUGCUCCUUUUUAUUAAACUGGCUUAUUCUUCCAUUUUUUCCCCAGCACUUAACAUCUUUCAUUCCCUCCUUCACAUUUUAUAUCUUAGGGACUACCUACAAACUUCUAUCUCGGUCGUUACUUUAAAAACUUAAACCUUAAUACUCUUACGUUAUUCCUUUGCGAAAUGAUAUUGAAAGAAAGUGAGCUUAAAGUGCCAAUUCUUUGUUUAAGCAAGUAGACUAGGUUUUUUCCCAGUAAGCUUCUGUCUGUGUAGACUUCCUUAAAAUAACUGCUCAAAUAAAAUUGCUGUACUUACACAGUAUCUAAAAGUUAGAAUCACAUCUUAAGGAGAUAAACUGGAGCACUUAUAUAAUAGAGCCCUAGUGAGAAACUAGGUCAUAAGGAUGACUGAGAGUAAUAUUAGCUCCUAUUUAUUAUUGUGCCUAGGAGCUAUCAUUCAUUGUUUGUUGAGAUUACUGAGGAUUUAUUCUGGGCCUACUAACUGUCUAUAUUAAGCACAUGGGAUAAAGUAGUGAACAAGAUAGAUAAGGUCCCUGGUCCUAAUUAAUGGAGCUCUUUGUAUACUACUAAAUUCUCAUAGAGGUCCAUUUUCUUUCUGAGAAACAGUCCAAAAGAGGUGAAGUAAAUUUUCCAGGUCAGACAACUAGGAAAUAGUAAAGCCUUACAGCCUUUCAACCAAGGUUCCUCAUCUGAACCAUGCAGCAUAAAUAAUUUGAAUUUUUCUGAAGAUAAUAUGUAAGACUAUUCCAGAUACCUAAAAAAUUAGCUCAUAAUAUACAGUGCAUGCCUUUGGCUGAGCAUUAUGAAAACUCAUGGUUGAGAAAGUAACACCAAUAUAUGUGUACUAUAAAUUUUUUUUUUUUCUUUUUGAGAUAGAAUCUUGGUAUGUAGUUUAGGCUGGCCUUGAACUAUGUAGCCCAGGCUGGUCAAAACUCAUGGCAGUCCUCCUGCUUCAGCCUCCGGAGUGCUGGGAUUACAGGGAUGUGCCACCACUCCCAGCUGCCGUAAGUUUUGGAUUGGGCAAGAGUAAUAAAAUUAAAUCUCAAAGUAGGGAGAACUUUUUUUUUUUUGGUACCGAGGAUCAAACUGGGGUCCUUGCGCUUGUGCAGCAGGCAGUGAAACCACUGAGCUAAAUCCCCAGCCAAUAGGGAGAACUUUCUUAAAAAUUUAGAAAUGCCUAAGAGUGGAAAAUACCCACUCAGGUACUAAAUUAGCUGCCAGAAAGUUCAAAUAUAGGCUAAAUUCUGUCAAGGAUUUUAUCAAAGGAACAAUGCGAAACAGAACUACAUAGCCAGGUGUGGUGGCGCACACCUGUAAUACCUAUGACUUCUUACAACCUAUAUCUUAUCCUAUGUUGAUUGCAAAGUUACAAAGUCCUGCUCUGUGUAUCUUCACAAUGUAUUUCUAUUACAUUCCUAUAAUCUCUCUAUCACCUGACCUGUAUUUACCUGAACAUACAGCCUCGUUUUUGAUUUGUUUGGUUUUUGGCUUUGCCUCUCUACCUUUUUCCUAAAUAUAAAUUGCCCCCAGAGUAGGAUUCACAAGCAUAUCUCUGACCACAUAGCUACUACUGUUUUACAGAGCCUCCACUGCAAUACGGUACAAGAUAGUCCUUUGAAAAAGAGUAAAUUUGACAAGUGAUAUGUUUUAUCACCUUCUAAGGGAGUCAUAAUGUGUAAUAGCAUGUUAAAGUUUCUGAUAACUUUAUUUUAACCAGUGUUCCACAAGUUAAUUUAUCCGUAUCUUUAAAAUUUUACACAUUACCUUUCUUCAUGAAAAGGCCAUCUUCUGCAGAAACAUAAAUGCUGUCUUUUAAGUGAGACCCAGUUUUUCAGACACUAGAAAUUGAUUUUUGUAUAAUGUGGCAGAUUAAGUUUCCAGAGUGUUGUUAGACACCCAUGGUUUGACAGGGUUCAGCUCCAUCUUUUCUGCACAUGCUACUCAUCAUUGUCCAAACAGUGAGUGAGAAGGAGCCAAAUAUGCAGCUGCAGAUUCCCUAGGCACUAAUGAGGCUGACAUUUUUGCUAACAACCCUGUAGAAACAUGAGAUAUACAUGUAAGUGCAAUUAUUUUUCAAGUAGGCUAAUGAUUUUCUUUUUUUUUUUUUUUUGAAACGUGUGUUUUAUUUUCCAUCAACCUCGUUUCCAUAGGCUAAUGAUUUUCUUUAAAAUUUUUGCUUUAAAAAAGUAAUGGUUUGCUUAGCUCCUUAUUUCACUAGAAUAUCUGAAGAUAGCUCCACUUUAAAAGGUGCAGUGGUGCCUCAGUAAACAUGCUUUUGUUUGCAAACGGUUUGAUUCACAAACAGAAGCAUUUGGCAAAAUUUUGUUUUUGUUUGCAAACUCUGUGUCGAGUGACAAAACUGUGGCCAUCUUUUCCAGAAUCAUAGAACAAACUAAGGUUAUGAACCAAGGUACCACUGUAGUUCUAAAUCAGAAGAGAAAAAUAAUUACAUUUAGCUUCCCAAAAACCUGAGUCACUGAAGCCGUGUAACUAAUAAAUUGCACGUUCCAUAAACAGACAUUUAAGACUUUUCAUCAUUUGACCAAGUGACAUUGUCAGCCUUUUCUCUUGCCCAUAAUUCCCCCAGAUAUUUGCUGCUCUCUUCAGCUUCAUGCCUAGGUCUACUCUAGUCCUCAUAACUAAAUAGCUUGUCCUCAUUUUUCUGCCAGUCAAACUUACCCAUCUAGAUCAGUCAAGGCUCUUUACACUGCAAAAAACAUGCCCAUUUUAAAGCAGAUUAAGCCAGAAAUUGACGAUUAAUUCACAGGGUUGGGAAAUUGUGGUGACCAUUUGAUAUUUCAUCUAUCUAGCAACUGUUUAUCCUCCAUAUAAUAGCACCUUGGUUUUUCUUUUUCUUGAUCCCUCCCCCUUCACUGUGUUCAAGUACUUGAACCUAGCUAGUUUUAUGUCUAGCUGCAGGGAUAGAAGUAUAUAAUCUAUAUCUUAUUUCCCUCAAUAUGCUGAAAUUUUCUGAGGGCAGACAAUAUGUCUAAAUUAUCUUUAUUUAUACCUAUGAAGUGUCCAAAGAAUAGAUGUUUAAUGAAUGCUUGUUGAAUGAAUGAAUAAAGUUUACAGAAAGGCUAUCUUUCUUUGGAAUCAAAAUUUUUAAAAAUGGAAUAUUUCAGGAAGGCAAGGGCAGGAAUUGUAUAGUUUCUAGGGUCUAAAAUGAUCUACUUGCUUGGACAAAAUAAUAAAAAUAAAUUUUGCUUAAUAAUUUGCUUCAAUUUGCAAUUAAACUACCUAUUAAUCCUCACAACCAUCCUAUGAUCAAGGUGGCAAACUUUUUUGGUAAAGAUCCAACAAGUUCGUAUUUUAGACUUUGUGAUUCAAGAGGGAAAAUAAGGCCAAAUAAGUACUUACG
Molecule: messenger RNA, 4162 nt
Organism: Heterocephalus glaber (naked mole-rat)
Lineage: Eukaryota; Metazoa; Chordata; Mammalia; Rodentia; Bathyergidae
Gene: CUNH11orf71
Product: chromosome unknown C11orf71 homolog
Source: RefSeq, a predicted model, not a curated record